Messenger RNA from Amphiprion ocellaris (clown anemonefish), 5479 nucleotides. It is a transcript of the gene npas1, whose product is annotated as neuronal PAS domain protein 1. Gene Ontology annotation, molecular function: DNA-binding transcription factor activity, RNA polymerase II-specific; protein dimerization activity; RNA polymerase II transcription regulatory region sequence-specific DNA binding. The record is from RefSeq and is a predicted model, not a curated record. The coding region runs from base 781 to 3222 and encodes 813 amino acids. Gene Ontology annotation, biological process: regulation of transcription by RNA polymerase II. Lineage: Eukaryota; Metazoa; Chordata; Actinopteri; Pomacentridae. The transcript has 12 exons.
ACUGAGAGGGAGAGAGAGAGAGAGAGAAAGGGAGCAGCUGAAGAGACAACUGGUGUGCACGGCUUUCCCAAGAGGAAAUGAAAAGAAAGAAGCUCAGCGAGGAGAGUGAAUGAGUGAGCGGGAGAGAGGAGAGGAAGGGUGGGAGGAGGGAGCAUGCCGGCUGGAGAGAGAGGGAAGAGAGAAAGAGAUUCUCACACUGGCUGUGUCCUAAUCCGAGUCCAUCUCCAAGAAGCAGCGGAGCAGAGUGUUAGUGAAGUGAGUCUGAGAGCCAAGGAGAGCUACACCAGCUCCAUCCACACACACACACACACACACACAAACACACACUCUCCCUCUCUUUCACCAACACACACACUCACACACACUCACACUCAUGCAACGGGAGUCCACGGUGAUGUGUCCGGCUGCGCAGCCACGGCUUUUGUGAAAGUGAAGGGGGAUUGACGCUGCCCCUGUCCCAGCCCCCUUUGGCUCACAGUGUUUGUUUGCUGUGUUUAAGCUCGAGGUGCUGCUGCUGCUGCUGCUGCUGCUGCUGCUGCUGGAGGAGGAGUAGGAGGAGGUGUGGUGUUGGUGGUGGUAGUAGUGGUGGUGCUGGGGGGCACUGCCAGGGCAGAGCAGGGGCACCAAAGAGGAGGAGGAAGAAGAAGAAGAGAGACAAAGUGGAUCAGAUCAACAGCAGCAGACUGAGCGCUGGAAAUGCCCGUCAGGUCUGAGUCUGUCACAUUCUCAGCCAAUCAAAGCCUUCGUUAACGGCGGUGGCGGCACGUGAUUGGGAGAAGGAUGGCAACCAUGCCAUUUGUCAGCGAGGGGAAAUGUGUGAGUGUGGAGUGGGAUUUCCUACAAGGACUACUGGCCAAGCCUCCCACCCUGCCCUGUCUCCAGAACCUGCGUAAAGAAAAAUCUCGCAAUGCUGCUCGUUCUCGGCGGGGGAAGGAGAAUUUUGAGUUCUUCGAGCUGGCCAAGAUGCUGCCGCUGCCCGGGGCCAUCACCAGCCAGCUGGACAAGGCUUCGGUCAUCCGGCUGACCAUCAGCUACCUGCACAUGCGCACCUUUGCCAGCCAAGGGGACCCACCCUGGAGCCCUCUGCUGGAGGGAGACAGCAACUGCAGCAAAGUCAGACGAUCAUCUCAUUCUCUGGCCACUGACAUGUUUGAGCAGCACCUUGGGGCCCACCUCCUGCAGUCUCUAGAUGGCUUUGUGUUUGUGGUCAGUCAGGAGGGACGCUUCCUCUACAUCUCAGAGACAGUUUCUAUCUACCUGGGACUCUCACAGGUGGAGCUGACCGGCAGCAGUGUGUUUGACUACAUCCACCCAGCGGACCACGUUGAGAUGGCCGAGCGGCUGGGAAUCAGACCUCAUCUGCGGGCCGAGGCCGGCUGCCACACAGCCCCAGAGAGCGCUUCCAGCUCCGCAUCCACCUCCUCCCUGGCCGGUACCCCUGAACCUGCUCCAUCUAGUCCACAUUCUCCUGCAGACGAUCCUCCCGACCGUGGCUUCUUCAUCCGCAUGAAGUCCACGCUCACCAAAAGAGGCCUGCAUGUCAAGUCUUCUGGAUACAAGGUAAUCCAUGUGACGGGACGAAUCCGCUGCCGCCCUGCGCUUGUUCCGGGCUCCACGCGCUCCGUCCGUCGACCGAUGGGUCUGGUUGCACUGGCGCACACGCUGCCGCCCUCCACACUUAAUGAAGUCCGCAUGGAGAGCCACAUGUUUGUCUUCCGAGUGAAUAUGGACCUGCAGGUCACGUACUGUGAGAACAGGAUCUCAGAGUACAUGGAUCUGACCCCAGCAGAGGUGGUGGGACAUACCUGUUACCAUUUCAUCCAUGUAGAAGACCUGGAAAAUCUCCGGCAGAGCCAUGAGGACCUGCUGAGGAAAGGACAGGUAGUGACGGGUUACUAUCGCUGGCUCCAGAGGAGAGGAGGCUACCUGUGGAUCCAGUCCACCGCCACCGUCUCCAUCAACCACAAAGCCCCUCAUGAACGCAACGUCAUCUGGGUGAACUACGUCCUGAGUCGAACAGAGUUGCCCGACACUCCCCUGGAUCUGCUGCAGCUACCAGAGAGCAUAAGGGCAGAGCGACUUCGAGUCAGCUCGUCCCCCGCCGACAGCUCCCCGCAGGCCCGAGGCUCGCAGCCAGUGAAGAGCUCAGUGGGGAAGUCUGACCCCGACACUAAAGGCAGAGAGAAAUUCACCGCCGCUGCCGUCCAAUCAGAGGACAGGAGGAAGCGCCUGCUGAGGUCUGACCCCGAGGGCGCACCUCCCGAAACCCGCCGCCGCCUGGAGGAGCUCCGUCACGCUGAGGAGAGCGUAUCAGCCUCCUCAGACCUGGCGAGCGAAAGCGACGGAGAGGAGGAGGAGGAGACAGAGUGGGACCAUGGCGGAGACAGCGACAGACUGAAACAGGAGGACAGCGGGGGAGGCGGAGGUAAACAGAGCCGAGGAGGAGACACCCCGACCAGAGGGGAGAGGGCUGGGAAGGUGCACAACGGCCGAGCUGUGAUCCAGCAGCUGAAGAGCGUUGUCACCCCGUCUCCACUGCCUGGAAGCCCGAGCAUCAAGACUGAACAUGAAGCCCUGACCACCGGGGGGCGCUGGGGGGCACACACGCAGGCCUCCACCUCGCACACACACAACACCCAGCCCUCACAUGCACACACACCCUCCAGCAGCCUGAAUGGUGACAGCCCCACCACCCCGAUCCCCGACUCUUCCUCCAGCAGCGAAGCCCCACCGAAAGGCUUGUUCACACCCCCGUCCCCGGCUUUGUCCCCCGCCAUGUCCGUGUCCUCCCCGCUGCCCCGCGAGGAGAGGGGGGUGUCGGGGGUGGUGAGUCGGAGCAGCGGCGGCAGUGUCGGUGCAGGUAACGGUCCUGACUUUGAGCUGCUCCAGAGACUGGCUGCCGGCAGUGCAGCGGGGCGGGUCCUCUUCCACCCCCUUGCCCUCGGCCCGCAGGGCCCUCAGAGCCUCUACGCCCCGAGCACUAUCCGCUACGCUCCACCUGAGCUGCCUCCCUCCCACCACCACAGCGCGGGACACAGUGAUGGCCUGCAGCUACGUUCGGACCACCACAAGGGACCCCCACCGGCCUUCUUCCCCCACCUACAGCGGCUGGCCGGCCUGCCACCCUUCAGUGGUUUCUCCCCAUCUGACAGCCCUUUCUCCUCCGGCCUGCCCUUCUGUAUGAAUGGACUGAGGGGAGCUGCAGGCACAGAGGAGGACUGAGCCUCGGGGGGCGGAAAGUGAAAGGAAAAAAUAAAAACGAAGGAUGAAGCGUAGUGACAGGACAGAAAGAGAGACAUUGAAAAGGGCAGGAGAGACAGAAGUGGCAGGACAUUAAGCCUCGUUACUAAUUGGACAAUGAGUUGAAUAACUACAAUCUAAAGUGUGUGACAAGUUGGAAUUUAUUGUGUCGGCCUGUUGUGGACAAGUGACAGCGACUCUCAGAGAAAAUGGGACAGGGCAGAUUUUGACUGGUGUCCCUCAAGACUUUUCAUCUCUACAACAAUAAUGAACUCUGCUCUGUGUCUUUCUCUAGAUGACUGUGUUGAUUUAUGUGUCUCUUCCACUCAGAGAAGCCAUAUUGUAUAUAGAGACAAAACCAUGACGACCCUCAGCUCACAUCCUCAUUACUGUCACUCCAAUUAACCCAAUUAACCCUAAAACCAUUAGAAAGAGGUGGACACUUGUCUGUAGGAAUGAAAGUGACUUUGGGAUAUACAUUUUUAUUAUUGCAGUAUUACACAGAUCAUAUCUUACACUGAGCUCUGGGUGAGAAUUUGAUUGUAGGGGUUCCCUGAAAAUAGAUGCAGACAGCCUUCUGGUGUUUUGUAUUGAGACUCAAAUUAAUAAUGAAUAAUAAUAAUAAAAUAAAAAAAAGUAUUCAUCAGUCAGCCAUACUUAAAGCACACUGUUGGGACAAAAGUAUGAAUAAUGUAGUCCCAGACAUUCCAUUAUAUAUAAGGGAAGAAAAUGCAAUGCAGACAGGAUGCUAUUUCUGUUGUUUGAUUAUAGGAAGGUAAUUUGUUUAACUGAGUAUUAAUUAUAGUAUAUUCUGUAUGAUGCUGCAGCUGUGUUUGUGUAUGAAAGCCAUAUUCUUGAUUUUUAUUUUUUAAUGUUUCUAUUAUUUUGUUUUUCACCAGAUCAGCCAGAUGGAAGAAUGGUGUAAAAAAAAAAAAAUGCAGAGAAAACAGUGUUGUUUUAUUGGAUGUACAAUGUCAUCCGAAUACCUUUUUUUUAAAUCUCUUAAAAAAAGAUAUUUCUGAAAAUGUUUUAGGAGGGGAAGUGGUGCUGGAGAGAAGUGUUUUUUAUCAUUUAGACCUCGGUGUUUUUCUGAGCACUUAGCUGAAAUUUGUUGUGGUGUGAACUUAAAGCACUUCAUGACUCGAUGUGUGAUCCUGUUAAAACAGAAAACAAUGCAAGAGCGGUCACUAAUAUCACAGGCUGACCACAGCGUAGCGAAGGGAGAUGAAUGCUCAUUUAAAAAGACGGACAAAUAAACAGGCCACACGUGGUCAUUAAAAUACGACCAUUAGAGGUCAAUAAAACACAAGAGAAUAAUUCUGAUACUGGAUGCAGUUCAAUCAGUCAGUCAACUGGAAUUAAACUUUUUAAAUUAAAAAGUGAUAAUACGAAACACAGUGACUGGAAUUUCUGUCAGGACUGAAAAACUAAAUUCUUUUUACAUGAAUAAAUUCACAUUAGUGCGAGUAUUAAGCAUGUCAAAAACAAUUUGAACAGAUACUCAAACUACUGACAAUGUGCAUUCCAAAAUACAAAAAUAAACAUUUUAAAAUGUUACCUUUCUGACAGAAUGUUGGCAUUGACACAGGCAAAACUUGUGCAUAUAGUAAAAUUUAACAAUAAUAAACAGUGAUGUAAAUUCUGAAAAAUAAACAUCAGGCAAUUUUCAAGCACUUUGGAAUGAAGUCUUCAAACUGAUCUAUCAUUUGAUCCAAAUGCAGGUAAAAUUUAUAUAAUCUGUUGGAAACAAAGUCUUCUGGCACUUUUUUUUUUGCUUUGAAAUUUAGAUUGCGAUUGACAGUGUGAUCUGAGGGCUCAUUUUAUGUGCAAACCUCAUGUUCUGACGACUGACAGGAGAAAAAAAGGGCGGAUAAAAAAAUUCUAAUUGUUCAGAUCUGCUGUGCACUACACACCCAUACCGUAGCAGUCACGUUCAAAAAAAUGUGUGAGCACACAUAUUCUCGGGUGUUUACUGGUAUAAUAUGCGCGCAUGGGUGUGUGUGUGUGUGUGUGUGUGUGUGUUUGCUUGUGUAAGUGUGUGUUUGUUUCUAUUUUUUUUUUUGUUUUUUGUUGUUGAAUUAAACAGCUAACCCCCCGUUGCCCAUCACUGUGAAUCUAACGUUAUCCUCCCAUCUUUGUGAAUACUCCACCCACUCAUCAGAUAAAAUGAACAAAUGUAAAAAUAAAGACAGUGAUACAGAUGAUGAUAACAAUAAAAUAUUCCAGUAGAGGAGCACAA